This is a messenger RNA of Pestalotiopsis fici W106-1, 750 nucleotides long. RefSeq lists its product as uncharacterized. Bases 1 to 750 code for a protein of 249 amino acids. The transcript has a single exon. NCBI's taxonomy places the organism in Eukaryota, Fungi, Ascomycota, Sordariomycetes, Amphisphaeriales, Sporocadaceae. The record is from RefSeq and is a predicted model, not a curated record.
AUGUCAGGUGUCAACAAUGACCAUGGCGGUCACAAAGGCAAGAACUUCAACCCACAUCACAAGUCCAUCCAUCAUGGCCAAGGUACAGGACCAGAGUCGGCUUCCAACCACAAUCAAUCUUCCGGGGACUGGAAGAACACCGAAAACACUGGCGGCAGAGUCAAUCGGGGUGGUUACAAGGGCAAGAACUUUGACCCAAACUACCAUAACCGCUUUAAGAAAUUGACUCAUCUCUUUGAUCCUAUAGCAGAACUGCGACCCAGACAUGAUCUACCACCACGCCCAAGCUUUCAGAGCCAGUUUGACAAGGAAAUCCGCAACAUUCCCACCGGACCCAAGAGCCAACGAGUCAACUAUAACCACACUGCACAACGAGGUCCUCCUCCUCCUCGGCCCCAGCAAGACCAACAUGAUCAGAACCGCUACCACCACCGCAAGCGCAAGCUGGACCAAGACGCCGACCAGUGGAUGUGUUCGUGCCCGAGGGCACCGACACGGUGUCACAGCCAGCUGCUGCAGCAGUACGAGGACGACUGCCGCGAGUACCGCACGCAGCUGGCUGCGGGCGAGCACGAUAUCGAGGUCCUGGGAACGACGCUGCAGCGUUUUGCGCGCGCCAACCCAGAUCUCGAGGCUCAACUGGUCGCGUGCUAUGAGGCCGUGGAGAGGGAGAUUAUCGAGCAGGAAUAUGCAUACUUUCGCGAGUCUGGACCGGAGAAUACGCCGACGUCCAAUUCAGCCAGUUCAUGA